AAUACGAUUAUUCUCGUCUCUGGUUUCUCUCUCUCUCUCUCUCUCAAUCCAACUCUGGCUGUCUGGCUGCGGUCUGUCUCUCUGUUGGGUUCUGAUCUGCUGCGAUUCUCUGAGAGUCAAGUCAGCUCUCAGGUCCCAAUUCAGCAAACAACAAGGAUUUGUUCACCUAGUUUUGGUAAAAGUUUAGCGCGUAUCAUUGGAUUCUUUGCAUAUAUCAAUUUGAAGAUCUAUUGUCCAUACAGCUCUCUCAUCAGACAGCUUGAAUUCUGUUUUGUGCUUGGAGUGAACACAUCUCUGAUUUGGUUGGAAGAAGCUUAUCAUUCAAAUCUCUCAUCAUUCUUUAUACUCAAUUAAUUUUAAGUCAGCCGGAAAGGAAUGUUGUAUUAGUAAUAGAUGGGGAACUUGUUGGUGAAGAAACCCAAGAUCACUGAAGUUGAUCGAGCUAUUCUCUCUCUCAAGACCCAGAGACGCAAACUUGCUCAGUACCAACAACAGCUUGAAGCUGUGGUUGAAGCAGAAAAGCAAGCUGCAAGGGACUUGAUUCGUGACAAGAAGAAGGAAAGAGCAUUGUUGGCAUUAAAGAAGAAAAAGGCACAAGAGGAGUUAUUAAAGCAAGUAGAUACCUGGGUUAUUAAUGUUGAACAACAGCUGCAAGAUAUUGAACUAACAAGCAAGCAGAAAGCUGUAUUUGAGAGUUUGAAGGCUGGCAAUAAUGCAAUUAAAGCUAUACAAAGUGAGAUCAACCUUGAGGAUGUACAAAAGCUAAUGGAUGAUACUGAUGAAGCAAAAGCUUACCAAGAUGAAAUUAAUGCAAUCUUGGGGGAGAAAUUAUCAACAGAAGACGAAGAGGAAAUUUUAGCAGAAUUUGAGAACUUGGAAUCCCAGAUGGGUGUUAAAGAUCUGCCCGAAGUACCUUCCUCAGUGCCAUCCGUUCAAGAAGAUGAGAGAUUGGACCUUCCAAAUGUACCAAACAAAGCGCCAGUUUCUGCUAACAGUAAAGUUAUGGAGGAACCGGUGUUGGCUUGAUCAAUAUAACUCGGAACAAUUAUGUAAUAACCCAAAUUUGGUUGAUUCAUUUCUUGCAAUUUCAUUGAGAUUAAUGAAAUGAUAUUUUGGUUAUAUCCAUAUUA
This is a messenger RNA of Argentina anserina (silverweed cinquefoil), 1130 nucleotides long. Its product is annotated as vacuolar protein sorting-associated protein 20 homolog 2. Lineage: Eukaryota; Viridiplantae; Streptophyta; Magnoliopsida; Rosales; Rosaceae. Gene Ontology annotation, cellular component: multivesicular body; ESCRT III complex. Gene Ontology annotation, biological process: late endosome to vacuole transport via multivesicular body sorting pathway; vesicle budding from membrane. The record is from RefSeq and is a predicted model, not a curated record. The transcript has 2 exons. Bases 394 to 1026 code for a protein of 210 amino acids.